This is a messenger RNA of Drosophila guanche, 1124 nucleotides long. Its product is annotated as serine/threonine-protein phosphatase alpha-2 isoform-like. The transcript has a single exon. Lineage: Eukaryota; Metazoa; Arthropoda; Insecta; Diptera; Drosophilidae. Gene Ontology annotation, cellular component: cytoplasm; nucleus. Gene Ontology annotation, molecular function: protein serine/threonine phosphatase activity. The record is from RefSeq and is a predicted model, not a curated record. Bases 54 to 1100 code for a protein of 348 amino acids.
UCACACAAAGAAAGCACACACAAACACCCACACACAUACUAAUUGGCCACCAAAUGACGAAUGGCAACAAAGUUCGGCCCACUGCCAAGCGCCCACUUGAGCAGAACGAAAAGAGACAAACGAUCCUGUCGCUUUCCAGCCAAGUGCGGAGUUCGGCAUCCGAGGGAGACGGCCUGAAUCUGACCGAUCUGAUCAACAGAUUGAAGAAUUUCCGAAAAAACAAACAGCCACGCGUGAACAUGCUCGAGGACGAGCUGUACAAGCUGACGAGCACGGCACGAGAGGUAUUCCUGGAUGGACCAAUGCUUCUGAAGGUCGAGGCUCCGGUGCGCGUUGUGGGCGAUAUUCACGGACAGUUUGUGGAUCUGUUGCGCAUCUUCGAUCAUAUUGGUUAUCCGCCAUUGGUCAACUAUUUGUUCCUCGGGGACUAUGUGGACAGGGGCCAGAACUCGAUUGAGACCAUCACCCUGCUGCUGGCACUGCGGGUCAAGUAUCCGGAGAAUGUCUUCCUGCUGCGAGGCAACCACGAGUCGCCAUCGGUGAACCGGGUCUACGGAUUCUUCGACGAGUGCAAGCGACGCUUCACGAUCAAGCUGUGGAGGAGCUUCGUCGACUGCUACUGCUGCAUGCCCGUGGCGGCGAUCAUCUCAAAGCGGAUCUUCUGCUGCCACGGCGGGUUGAGUCCGCAGCUCAAGGACAUGAGCAACAUCAGGUCCAUACCACGGCCCUGCGAUGUGCCCGACCAGGGACUGCUCUGCGAUCUGCUGUGGAGCGAUCCGGAUCGCUAUGGUUUUGGAUGGUCGCCCAGUGAUCGGGGUGUGAGCUUCCUCUAUGGCCGGGACGUGCUCGAGCGGUUCCUGCAGAAGUACGACUUUGAUCUGCUCUGUCGCGCCCAUCAGGUGGUCGAGGAUGGCUAUGAGUUUUUCGCAAAGCGGCAGCUGGUCACCAUCUUCUCGGCGCCCAACUACUGUGGGCAGUAUGACAAUGCGGGCGCCUCGAUGGGGGUGGACAAGGAUCUGAUGAUUUCGUUCGAUGUGCAGCGCCCCAGUUCGGGUCGCAAGGUUCUAUUAAAGACUGUGAUUGCCUCGGCCAUCAAGUGACUUUGUCUCAGGCCGGGGCAGGCU